AUGUAUGCGACGCUAGGCCAAGCGCUUUACCGAGACCUGGUGGCGCAAGGCUUCCUAGGGUACCAGCAGUCGCAGCACCCCCGGACGAAGGCGCAGAUUGAGGCCGAAGAGGACGACCAACUCGAAGCUCUGCACUGGACCGACGAGCUCUACUCUGGCAAGUCAGUGCUCUUCAUCACGCCAAGCAGGAUCGGUCGACCGCACGUUGUGUGUCUCAACAAGAUUUCGCUCGCCAUGACCAUCGGCCUCAGCUUUGCGCCCCUGAUGGUGUGCUCGACGCCUCCUAAUCGCAACAAGUAA
This is a messenger RNA of Aphanomyces invadans, 300 nucleotides long. RefSeq lists its product as hypothetical. The record is from RefSeq and is a predicted model, not a curated record. The transcript has a single exon. Bases 1 to 300 code for a protein of 99 amino acids. NCBI's taxonomy places the organism in Eukaryota, Oomycota, Saprolegniomycetes, Saprolegniales, Verrucalvaceae.